UGGAUGCAUUUGCUGAUCUUUCUUUGCUGUCUCGCUUUCAGUGAAAUUCGGGGAAAUCAGGACUACGAGAUAAUUUAUCCCGAAAGAUUACAUCAUAGUCGCUUCAAAAGGGAUCUUUCUACAGCUACAGGGGAAGGACAUGAAGAUUCAGCGUCUUUUGCUUUGAGAGCCUUCAAUAAAAAUUGGAUUCUUGAUGCAAAUCGUAACAAACAACUGACCCCAAACACGUUUGUACUACGACAGUUUGAUUCUGAUGAUACUGAAAUCAUAUCAAGGGAAGCUCCGGAAGGUUGUCAUUACCAAGGUUCUAUUCGUGGCAAUCCAGACUCUGUGGUUGUUUUAAACACAUGCAGUGGAUUAACGGGGAUGAUUGACGAUGGAACAGAAAGCUAUAACAUUGAGCCUCACGACAAUUACCAGGAUACUGGUGCACACAAAAUAUAUGCUGCAAAAGAUGAGGAACAGUUUGAUUCUCACCAGCACUGCGGAACACAGAAUGGCGAACAAUCAUUUGAUUCGAYAUCCAAAGAAUCCAAAAUAAAAAAGACAAUUGACAGAUUGCGUCGUGAUCUUGGUCAUGUGGUAAACAUGGAAGAAGUUUAUCGGCCAUACCUAACAACAGAUGAGACCCGAUAUAACGAAGUWAUGUUUGUGGUUGACAACGGUGUGUACCAAAGAUACAAAAAUGACUCAAAGACUGUUACAGAGAAAGUUGCUACUUUGGCCAAUGCUGUUGACGCGGUGUAUCAAAGAAUCAAUGUACGAAUCGUCUUUUCUGCCAUUGAAAUCUGGUCAAAUGGCGAUCGAAUGACWCGCAAAAAAACUGGUGGAGCAGAGCUUGGUGAAUUUGGAAGCUAUCGUAAGAAAAACCUGAUUGGUAAAAUCCCUCACGAUAAUGCRCAGUUCCUUAGUCAUCAUGGUUGGGGUAAUAUAGCCGGAAUGGCCUGGGUUGGAACGAUAUGUGGUUCACUCUCAUCCUCUAUCAAUACGUGGUCAUUUSGAGGAAUAACAGGUCCUUUGGUAGUAGUUGCUCAUGAAAUGGGUCAUAACUUUGGCUUUGGACAUAACACAGGAUCGUGCAAGUGCUUAACUCGGAAAGGGUGCUUCAUGGGAGGCCACAAAACCCGUGUCCCUGGCUUCUCUGACUGCAACUUGAACAGUUUGAAGAGGACAAAUGACAAAUGCUUGUACAAUGUGCCAACACAGGCUCUCAAUUCUAGAUGUGGAAAUGGUAUCAGGGAAGGAGACGAGGAAUGUGACUGUGGUACACCUGAGAUGUGUAAAAAGAAAGAUCCGUGUUGUCUGCCUUUUAAGUGUCAGCUCAGACCCUCGGCUGUAUGUAGCGAUUUACAUCAUUCAUGCUGCAAAGAUUGUCAGUAUAAGAAGGAAGGCACACUAUGCAGAGCAGUGAAGACCGACUGUGAUGUUCCUGAAUACUGUCCUGGAGACUCUAGAGAUUGUCCUGCGGAUACAACUAUGCAAGAUGGUAUACCAUGUAACAGAACCAAUAAGUUAAUCAUAGCAAAUACGAACCGCUGGUCCGUAGUUAAAAAUAAGUUGUCUCCUCACAUUGAGGCCCGAUAUGUACGUAUCAACCCUCAAUAUUGGAGGGGGUGGAACUGUAUGAGAACUGAACUACUUGGAUGCCCUGCUGAUGAAGUGAACCCAGCAAUGCCAACACCAUUAAAAGCAUACAAUGAUUAUUGCAUCGUCCCAAAGAAUGAAACAUGUAAGMUUAGUGAGAACAGUAGGAUUGCGUUCAAGUCUGGUUAUGAAUGCAAGGAAAAAUACAUGGAAUUCAAACUGGACUCCAAUGGAAUCUUAUGGCAUGAAUGCAGUCAACAUCGUGUUUGUCCAGAAAAUGGAGCCACUGGGAAUGGCGUAAAACUGGUAAUCAGUAGCAGCUGUAAAGAUGAAGACUCAAAAUUCGUCAGAACAUCGAAGAAUUCCCUUAAACAUGUUAAGAGUGGAAAGUGCGUCCAUCCUAGUGGAGGUUGGCCUGGUAAUGGUAGAGAAUUGGUGUUGUGGAGCGGAUGUGAUCUAASAAGACUUGAGAUAAACUUUAUGAAKCCUGCACAGAAUUAG
This is a messenger RNA of Exaiptasia diaphana, 2085 nucleotides long. RefSeq names its product zinc metalloproteinase-disintegrin-like VMP-III. NCBI's taxonomy places the organism in Eukaryota, Metazoa, Cnidaria, Anthozoa, Actiniaria, Aiptasiidae. The coding region runs from base 4 to 2085 and encodes 693 amino acids. Gene Ontology annotation, molecular function: metalloendopeptidase activity. The record is from RefSeq and is a predicted model, not a curated record. The transcript has 22 exons. Gene Ontology annotation, biological process: proteolysis.